Molecule: messenger RNA, 423 nt
Organism: Microthlaspi erraticum
Lineage: Eukaryota; Viridiplantae; Streptophyta; Magnoliopsida; Brassicales; Brassicaceae
Source: the annotation of a GenBank genome assembly
AUGGGAAUCAAACCCAUCCUCUCUCACACAAGCGAUGGCAAGAGGAUCAGAGGAGACAGGUCCAACACAGGAAACUUGAUGCCUUUCCUAGAUCACCUCCUCACCUACAAGACCACGGCCUACAACACUCGCCAUCAACAAGGGAGAAGACUAAGUGUUGGAGGAAUCAUCACUCCUAUCUUGUGUGCUGCUGGCGUGAACCCAACUGAUAAGAGAGCCACUGAACCAGGUGGAUGGACAUCAAAGUUUUGCAAGGUCAACCUCCUCAUAGACCACAAGGAAGUGAAUGGGAGGUACCAAUUCAAGUUCACACAUCCAUUGGCUGGUCCUUCCAAGUUCUCCUGCCCAACCCAGAGCUCACCACAGUCGCCAGGGGUGAGAACAUCGACUUCAGACCCCCUGUGUACACUUAGUUGGGCAUGA